Zeugodacus cucurbitae (melon fly) is the source of this 3778-nucleotide messenger RNA. RefSeq lists its product as uncharacterized. The coding region runs from base 358 to 2679 and encodes 773 amino acids. The record is from RefSeq and is a predicted model, not a curated record. Gene Ontology annotation, molecular function: copper ion binding; oxidoreductase activity. The transcript has 8 exons. Lineage: Eukaryota; Metazoa; Arthropoda; Insecta; Diptera; Tephritidae. Gene Ontology annotation, biological process: iron ion transport. Gene Ontology annotation, cellular component: plasma membrane.
CAUGGUUGGUCGUUCGCUCGCCAGUUCAUUCGCAAGGUUUUAUAUAUUCGUCCGUUCGGCGAGUGGAGCUCAGUUUGGUGCUUAAGCGCGGGGCGUGUAUCUCGUACUCUGGAUUAGCUUGCUAGCUGUUGGUUCGACGCAGUGAAUUAACUGGUUUGGAUAUCGCCCGUUUCGCUGAACCUUAAAUUAGUUUAACAAUUUGUUAUACUGCUGAAGUGAAAAGAAAACUAUUUGCUCAAGAAAGGAGUAUUUAUUAAGCAAAAAAACAAAAUCUGCAUUUUGAAAUACUGAAAAAAUUCUUGCUUUGAAUUAUAAAGCAAACUGCAAUAUUGUGUUGUGCCGAAAGUAAUAUUAGACAUGUUUAAGAAAAUGUCGGUCAAGUGGAAAUCGUUUAAUGGAUUACAAGUGACAGCUGUUCUGUUGGGAGUGCUUGCACUUAUCACGGAUUUACAAACAGUGCAGGCCGUACGCGUGGCUGGACAGCGCGGCAAAGAUCAAGCAACCGCCGGCUCGUUAUAUACACCACGCAUUGCGACCACAUCACCAUUGGAGUCACCAUUCUUCUCCGCCACACAUGGCGUUGUACAGACACAUCCCUCAUUGGGCGCCAGCAUACCCAGUCCACUGCCACUAAAUGGCAACAGCUUGGGCAGCGGUGGUGGUGUGCCCAAUACGCUUAGCGUUGGCAGUGGCUAUCUGAAUUCACGUGGCAAUUUGCCAAAAUUCAAUACCGCACGAUAUCCGACAAUUGCGAACACUGUGGUCGAUCCAAAUCCACAAUCGCCAUUCCGUCAUUUAGAUUUCUCCACUAGUGCUACCGCGGAAUUGAGGCGCAAUCCGACAUUAUCGGCGCCUGAUGAGUGCGCACGUGCCUGUCGCGAGGGUGAACCACCACGUAUCUGCUACUAUCAUUUCACCAUGGAAUUCUACACCGUACUGGGCGCCGCCUGUCAGGUGUGCACACCGAAUGCCACCAACACGGUAUGGAGUCACUGUCAAUGCGUACUUGCCGAUGGUGUUGAACGCGGUAUACUCACGGUGAACCGUAUGAUACCCGGUCCCAGUAUACAGGUGUGUGAGAAUGACAAAGUUGUUAUCGAUGUGGAAAAUCAUAUGGAGGGCAUGGAGACAACGAUACAUUGGCACGGUAUUUGGCAGCGUGGCUCACAAUACUACGAUGGCGUGCCAUUUGUGACACAGUGUCCCAUACAGCAAGGCAACACAUUCAGAUACCAAUGGACCGGCAAUGCUGGCACCCACUUCUGGCAUUCUCAUCAUGGUCUGCAAAAAUUGGACGGUAUUUACGGCAGCAUUGUAGUGCGUCAACCACCAUCACGUGAUCCCAACUCACAUUUGUACGAUUUCGAUUUGACCACACACAUUAUGUUGAUCAGCGAUUGGUUGCAUGAAGAUGCCGCCGAACGUUAUCCCGGCCGUUUGGCUGUCAAUACUGGACAAGAUCCCGAAUCGGUGCUCAUCAACGGCAAGGGUCAAUUCCGUGAUCCCAACACCGGUUUCAUGACAAAUACACCACUCGAAAUAUUCACCAUUACACCGGGACGUCGCUAUCGUUUCCGUAUGAUUAACGCUUUCGCAUCCGUCUGCCCGGCGCAAGUGACAAUUGAGGGUCACACGAUGACAGUGAUUGCCACCGAUGGUGAACCGGUGCAUCCGGUUGAUGUGAACACAAUUAUAUCGUUCUCGGGCGAACGCUAUGACUUCAUUAUCAAUGCCAAUCAACCUGUCGGCGCUUACUGGAUACAGGUGCGCGGUCUGGGUGAAUGUGGCAUUCGUCGCGCUCAACAGUUGGGCAUUUUGCGUUAUGCGCGCGGCCCCUAUCAACCAGCAUCGGCACCACCAACCUACGAUGUCGGCAUACCACAGGGUGUGGUCAUGAACCCCUUAGAUGCCAUCUGCAAUCGGAAACGUAACGAUGCUGUAUGUGUUUCGAAUUUGAAGAAUGCCAAGGCAGUGGACAAAGGUGUUCUGGUGGAACGACCUGAUGUGAAAAUCUUUCUGCCAUUCCGUUUCUUUGUCUACGAUGUGAAGAAUCUCUUUAUAGCCAAUACUUACAACCGCUAUUUAGUUGCGCCCAGCGGUGAUCAUCUAACAUCACUGAUCGAUGAAAUCUCCUACAUCUCACCGCCAUCACCAAUGAUCUCACAGAUGAGCGAUGUGCCACCGGAACUCUUCUGCAACGGUGAUAAUCGCCCCGUAAAUUGCAACAACAAUUGCCAGUGUGUACACAAAGUGGACAUACCAUUGGGCGCAGUCGUGGAAGUAGUGCUCGUCGAUGAAGUACAACAAACCAAUCUCAGUCAUCCGUUCCAUUUGCAUGGUUCAUCGUUUUAUGUUGUCGGUUUGGGACGUUCACCGGACAAUUCAAUUAAGAAGAUCAAUCUGAAACACGCUUUGGAUCUGGAUCGUUUGGGCAUGUUGGAGCGUGAUUUCACCAAGCCGACGCUCAAGGACACCAUCGCUGUGCCGAAUAACGGUUACACGGUGCUACGGUUUCGUGCUAGCAAUCCUGGAGUUUGGCUCUUCCAUUGUCAUUUCCUCUUUCAUGUGGCAAUCGGUAUGAAUUUGGUCUUCCAAAUAGGCACACAGGAGGAUCUGCCGCCGGUGCCGCCCAAUUUUCCACGUUGCGGUGAUCACUUGCCGCCCAUCAAGUACUUCUAAGGGGGGUGCUUUCAGGUGAUGUGUAGCUACAAAGGAAGCACGACAUCGCGUUGCCGUUGUGUGCGUGUGGGCGUGCCAGUUGAAUUCUGUUUUGUUGUAAAUAGCACAAUUUCGCCGAAACCGCACCAGGUCUCUAUUAAUUUAUAUGUACUUGCAACUGUACAACUCUCACUUGCUUAAUCGUAAUUUUUUAGUGAUUUCUACAGCUAUACAUAUAUCUAUGUUUGUAUGUAUUUAGUUAACUUGCUGCAAUGUACCGCUAUUUUGUUACACUUUUUGUGUUAUUCGAAAUUCUUAAAUAUUCGUAAUUUUUGUACUUUUAGCGUAAAUUCUAUCACUCCACAUAUUUAUAUCAAUUGUAGACAUUUUUGUAAUUUAAGUUAUUUGUAUUAUUUGAUUCACUCACUAUAUAUCUAUUUGUAUGUAUAUAUACUAUAUAGUUAAUGUACGAUAUUUAUAUGUAUGUAUGUAUUUACGAUAUUUUGUGUUGCUCAAAGUCACAGCAGUAGCCUAUUUCAUAGUGUUACUUGUAAUUAAAUACUAAAUUAUUGAUUUUUUUUAUUAAAAUAUAAGCAUAAUAAAAUUUCGCAUACUAACUUGUUAAAAAAAAAAUAAUAAAAUACACAAGGCCUUUACAAACGGUAAGUACAAGCUUUGCUCAACAUAGUUAACCUAUAAACCUCUAGUGAAAUCAAUUAGCAUGAAUUAGCGCACGAAUUUUCUUUGAAAUCAUAUUUUUUUAUAAAUAAAAUAUAAAUAAUAAAAUUAUUUUUUAUCAAAAAAGUAAAUACAGUAAUAAAAUAGUGUAAAAAAACAUUUAUUCUCUUACAAAAAAUUUCAAAUUCCAAAAAAACAAAAAAAAAUAAAUAAUAUACAAAAACUCAAAUUUCCACUUUCCCACACACCAACUCUCCACACACAAGCAUACUAAUCGCCCACUUAUCCAUUUUACAGUCGCUUCGGAUGCGGAUCACUUGAUCUCACUGAUCGAUGAAAUUUCCUAUGUCUCAGCACCGUCCGCCAUACUCUCGCAGUACAACGAAAUACCGCAGGAAUACUUUUGCAACAGCGACAAUCGCCCUGCCAGGUGUGGUGAGAA